AUGUACAAGGAGUCGCUGGAGGCCAUCCGCGGCCAGCCCUUGGGGUCGCGUUCGGACGUAUCGUACAUCGCCCUGGCCGGAGACCAAGGUUCGGCGGAGCUGCCGAUCGACGAGAACGGAGCGACGCCGUCGUCGCUCCGCGCGCGGGGCUACGGCGCCGGACGGCGCUCCAAAGAGGUCAUACGGCGCGCGUUGUUGUCCCUGUUGCCGUCGAUUCUGGCCCGCGAGCUCGGGCACGUCGACAAGGACGCGGUGAUCCCCGCGGCCACGGCGACUUCGUACCUGAACGGUCUGCGUGGCCUCGCAGCGUUGUUCGUCGCAGUCUCCCACUACAUGACCGAUCACCCAUGGGUCAACCACAGCUGGGGACAGACGCCCGAGGACGAUUCCCUGGUGCAGCUCCCGUUUGUCCGGCUCGUUUACAGCGGCAUCUUCAUGGUCACCAUCUUCUUCGUCCUGAGCGGCUUCGCGCUGACGUAUAGCCCACUGAAGAAGUGCCACGCUGGGCAGAGCGCCGACGCCAUCGCCAGUCUCCCGUCCAGCGUGUUCCGCCGCCCGUUCCGGCUCUUCAUGCCCGUCAUCCCUACCCUCGUCGCGACAACCAUGGCGAUCCAGCACCAGGGAUUCUACGGCCACGACAGCAACACCCUCGUGGGGCCCGUGGCAGUCGGUGUCUGGUCCCAUGUCCUGUAUGUCUGGGGCACGCUGGCCGGCAUCAUCACGACCAGCUCCAUCAAUACCAUAUUACCGCCGGCCUGGACGCUGUCGCCCGAGUACCAAGGAUCGCUGCUCGUCUUCACGUGCUGCUUGGUCUUCGCGCGGACACCGGCCCUGGUGCGGAUUCUCUGCGUGCUCGCGCUCUUGGCCUUUUUCCUCUAUCAAGCCAACUGGCAGUUGUGCCUCUUCCUGGCGGGCAUGAUCCUCGGCGACAUCCGGCAGAUGCGGCAGAAGCUUCCGCCUCUCAAGGGGCUGGAGCGCAAAGCCGCCAGCGCCGCCUCGUGGCUGCUACUCGUGUUCUGCCUCUUCUUGGGCGGCUGGCCGUCGGAUGGCGACGGCUACACGGCCGCCGGGUAUUCAUGGUUCGUCUGGGCGCCCACUUUCGGCAUAGAACCCAGGAACUUCUUUCCAUCUGUCGCGGCUGUAGGGCUUGUCACGGCGCUGGAAAACCUACCCGUCCUACAACGUCGCCUUUCUUCGCGCGUCAUGUUGUACUUGGGGGAGAUCAGUUAUGGUAUGUACCUGGUGCAUUGGCUUGUCAGCAGAAGUUUCGUCUGUGGCCUCAAGCACCGGAUGUUGGAGGCGGGCUACAGCAUGGGCUCCGCUUGGACUAUCACCUUUGUCAUGAUGCUGGUAUUCUCCAUCUGGCUUGGAGACGUGAACUGGAGGCUGUUCGACAAGAAAUCGGUGCGAUUCUCACACUGGCUGAGCAAGAAGCUUGGCAUAUAG
Molecule: messenger RNA, 1446 nt
Organism: Colletotrichum navitas
Lineage: Eukaryota; Fungi; Ascomycota; Sordariomycetes; Glomerellales; Glomerellaceae
Product: acyltransferase
Exons: 2
Coding region: 1-1446 (481 amino acids)
Biological process (GO): polysaccharide biosynthetic process
Cellular component (GO): membrane
Molecular function (GO): acyltransferase activity, transferring groups other than amino-acyl groups
Source: RefSeq, a predicted model, not a curated record